This is a messenger RNA of Spodoptera littoralis (African cotton leafworm), 1173 nucleotides long. The record is from the annotation of a GenBank genome assembly. Lineage: Eukaryota; Metazoa; Arthropoda; Insecta; Lepidoptera; Noctuidae.
AUGCAUUUACAGACUUUACUAAUUGUUUUUGUUUUAUCUUUUGCGUGUGGGCAAGACAGACGGAUAAUACCAAAAUUGAAUCCUGGUUGUGACAACUGUGGAAAAUCAACAACCCUCCUUUAUAUCAGAGCAGAUGGCAGCCAGGAUACUGUCCACCAGCUAUGGGACUUUACACGAGGAAUGCCCACCAUCAUCUACGUCAUUUCAAAGCUCAAUACAUCACUGACGAUAAACUGGAGAUUCAAUGAGCCAAUGGAAUUUAAACUCUCAGAGAAACCGCUGUACAGCUUUGCUGUUUCUAUUGAUAAGCUAACUGAAUACAAUGACAUCGAAAACAACGGGUACAUAGACAACAGAUGCCCACAGAGGGCGCUGUCACUGCGCGACAUGGAGUGGACGCGUGGCAACACUGUGUUGGACAACACGGAGGCAAUGGUGCAUAUGCGCGGGAAAUUCGGGGAAGAGAAUCAACAUGGCGUUAUUGAUAUGAAACUCGACCUCCUGCCAUUCAAAGAUUAUGCAGUAGACCUGCCACAUCUGAUCCACACAGCCAACUCCACUCUGGUAGACGUCAGCCUAGUAAACCUGACGUCAUCACCUGACUACAACGCGUCCCGGUUUGCCCUGCAUUUCACUAUUGUGAGCACGGAUGCGAAUAACGAGAACAUGAGCUACAGUAUGAGGAAGAGCUUGGAUGAUGAACAUACUCCCGGCGUUUUUGAGAUAUUUGAGAUCAGGACCCCUAAGUCGAGCCGGUCGGAUGACGGCGGCUUCAUACAGUUCCGCCCCGUCAGCUACACGGAGCAGGAACGCAGCGUCUCGUCCUCUACCAACGCUUACAUAUCUAACUUUACCUGGACAACAAUACCCAAAACGAGUACGUUGCGCAUGUUCUACGAGGAGUUCGAAAAAGCCAACCUGUUGGUGCAGGACAUGUUCAUCUCCUUCGGGUUGCCCGGCGACGGCUUCUACAGGCAACAUAACUACACUUCUUGGUCCUUCACGAUAGGCUACGGGAUCCCACCAGUAGAAAGCUUCUCCCUAUUUGUGAUCAUCAUCAUAUCCAUCGGCCUUGGAGUGCCCAUCCUCCUGGCACUGUCAGGCAUCACGUUCGUCAUAGUAAGAAGGUGUAAGCAGAGAAACCCACCAACAAGGUUUACUGAUGAUGAAUAA